Molecule: messenger RNA, 1575 nt
Organism: Haliotis rufescens (red abalone)
Lineage: Eukaryota; Metazoa; Mollusca; Gastropoda; Lepetellida; Haliotidae
Exons: 3
Coding region: 56-1165 (369 amino acids)
Source: RefSeq, a predicted model, not a curated record
AGUUUGAGGGAGUAUUGUUAAACACAUAAACGGAUCAGACGUGCGUCAGUAAGUAAUGAUGGAUUCAACUUCACGGAUCAGAUUUCAAGCUGGCUCACAUGUGCCCGUACUUUGUAUUUUGGUUUUACUCGUUGCCUGUUCCUGUUCGAGUGAGUUCCGUGGGGAACUGUUCACAGCAAUGUCCGGGUGCUCUGAAGGUGUCAUUCUUCCGGUGUCUCCUGUCAACUCUGAUGUUGUAGCAUCUGCAGGUCAAUGUUUGGCAAACUGUCUUGAAGAUUCCAGCUGCAUGUCCGUCAACAUCUGUGAAGAUUCUCAGAGUGGACAGGUGUGUCACAGACUACCUGAGACAUCAAACGGGUCGUGUUCCGAUCUGCAGGCGGCCGCUGGGUGUGUCCAUCUGGAGCCGGUGAAUGUGUGCCAACACGGAGGAACUUUCAAUGACUCCACGUCUAAGUGUGAUUGUUAUGAUGACUUCACGGGACCCUACUGUGAGAGACGAUACAGAGACUGUUCUGAGGCCCACAAAUAUGGAAUGCGAGGGAAAACAUCCAACCAUCGAAUCAUCAGCAUCCAGCCACUUAACGCUCCCACAGAGUACGAGGUGGAAUGUCUUCUUGCGUCUGGAGGCUGGACGGUGGUGGAAGAACGAAAAUCAAGCUGCCAGAACGACUACAACAAGACAUGGGAUGAAUACAAGACUGGAUGGACCACGACAUGCAACAGGUGGCUCGGACUUGAUGCUCUACACUACAUCUCAAACCAAGGCAUCGCCAAAUUCGAUAUGAGCGUCCGCGGAAGUGGUGCAUUAUCAGGACAGUACUACUACUCUAAUUUCAAGAUUGGUGAUGAAGCCGAUGGGUACACUCUCACCUACACGGGUAGCUUUCAGCAUGCUACUAAAGCUUCCGGGAAUGGUUUUGAGUACGGAGUAGCGAGUAAGAGCAUCAAUGGUCAAAGGUUCGCCACGUGGGACCGCCCCGACCCCUUGGGGUGCUCUGUAAGUGAUGGAGCAGGGUGGUGGUAUGGGACUGACUGCCCUGAAACAAAUCUCCACAAGAAGUUCAAUACCAGUGUAUCGGCGAUAAACAUGGCGCAAUGGCCAGACAACAAUGGCGUUCUGGAAAAAGUAUCUUUUAUUAAAACAGAGAUAAAGGUAAUUUGGUAAUACACUGUCAGCAUGUAAUGACCUGCAUCUGCGUGCUGAUUCUCAAACAAAGUACUUAUCGCAUUUGGAAUCCUAUAUAUUCCUAAAUCAACAAACUCUUGAACAAGGCCAGUGAUUGGUACAUGGGUCCUUUCCACAAGGCACUGAUGACCAUCACAUAGUGUUAAUACAUGUAAUAUCUAUGUCCGAACUUCUUAAGCUACUUUACAGGCAAACCAGUGCAUAGGUGAAAGGUAUACGCUGGGAAUAUGGAUGAACUUUGGAAAGGACAUGAAAAAAGUGCUCAUUCAAUUUAUUUUCUUGAAAAGUGACGAAAAACAAUUUUAAAUUCAUUUUCUAUCAGAACUUCUCGUCUUUUGCUUCCUGCCUCUGUGGCAAAAUUGUGUUUUUUCUGGACUUGUCUUGAACCA